Molecule: messenger RNA, 2252 nt
Organism: Asparagus officinalis (garden asparagus)
Lineage: Eukaryota; Viridiplantae; Streptophyta; Magnoliopsida; Asparagales; Asparagaceae
Product: OTU domain-containing protein 5
Exons: 9
Coding region: 448-2031 (527 amino acids)
Biological process (GO): protein deubiquitination
Molecular function (GO): cysteine-type deubiquitinase activity; K63-linked deubiquitinase activity
Source: RefSeq, a predicted model, not a curated record
GCCUCUCAAAAUUUCCCCUCUCGCCCUCCAUCGCGUCUCUCCUUUUCACCCAAACCCUCGCCUUUAUCUUCUUCACUUCUCCCUCUCUCUCUGUCUAAACCCUAGAAAUUUUGAUCUCCAACGAAUUGAGUUAGUCGAUUUCUUGCGACAGAGGCAUUCGAUUCUCAAGUGCUUUUAAUUGGAUAUCUAGGGUUUCUUGGUGUGCUGAAGUUGAAAUCUCGGUUCUUGUUCUCAUGAGAAGCAUUAGGGGAAUGCAGAAAUCGGUUUGCGGUCAAGAAAGCGUGCUGGGCUGGAAAGAAUCCUUCAGCCAAGGAAUUGGGAUCACGGCACCCAAGGUUAGAACACGCGAUAAACCUUUAGGAUCGAACCUUUGAGUUCAGAGGAGAAAGAACUAAUAACAAAAGAGAAGAAACGAAAAAAAGUUGAGAUCUUUCUUUAAUCUUCACGAUGACUCGGAUAUUAGUCCAGAGAGGUUCUGGCAGUUCCUCUUCGAAUCAGAAUCAGGGCCGGGCACCUUCGAGUUCACUGCCUCAGAGCUCUGCGCCUAAUGCUGCGUCUACCUCGAAGGAGGAUGAACAGGAAAGAGAAGUACUUCAAGAUCCUGGUUGCUUAGAUGUGGUUAUAGAGCAAACUGAGGGUCCCCAGGAUAAAUCCGUAGUGAUCUGUGAUGAAUUUUUGACGGAAAGCUCUCAGGGCACUAGAAUAAAUACUGGGUCUGGUGAAGCAGCUGACAAAGAAAAGUCUGAAAUUGAUGAAGCUGUAGAUUCUAUGAAAGAUCUGGAACUGGAAGAUUCGGGAGGUUCGCUUGUGGUCUCAUCUCAGAUUGUUCUUGGAGGCUCAAAUCCGCCGCCGCCGCCUGUGCCUCCCCCGAAGCCACCUGCUUCAAAUUUCAAUACGAGGAGAACACAUUCGAGUGGUAAUGCAGGAAGGGUUGAUUCUCCUAGAAGACAAUCUGGAUGGCCUGUUGUUUCAACUCGGUCGUCGCCUUCUGGGUCUCGGAUCUCUUCUCCAAGAGCAUAUGGUGAUGGUGAAGGUUACAACAGUGCGGAUGAACAGGGCCCUUGUUUUGUGUCUGCUUAUGAUGACGCUGAGCGAGAACGUAUGUUUGAGAUUGAGAUCAGGCGAACAAAGGGAUUAGAGGUUAAGAGAAUGCUGGAGGAUGGUAAUUGUUUAUUUCGUGCUGUUGCAGAUCAAGUUUAUGGCGAUCCAGAAGCAUAUGAUAUGGCUAGGCAAAUGUGCAUCGAUUAUAUGGAACGGGAGAGGGAUCAUUUCUCCCAAUUCAUAACUGAAGGUUUUACAUCUUAUUGCAAGCGGAAAAGGCGAGACAAGGUAUAUGGGAACAAUGUGGAGAUUCAGGCUUUCUGUGAAAUGUACAAUCGUCCUAUUCACAUUUAUUGUUAUAGUACGGAGCCUAUUAACAUCUUUCAGGGAAGCUAUAAUACAGACACACCUCCCAUAAGGUUAAGCUACCAUCAUGGUAAUCACUACAAUUCACUUGUUGAUCCACGCCGAAUGACUGUUGGCGCCGGUCUUGGAUUUAGCACUCUUAGAGGGACAAAUAUUGACGGGGAACAAGUGAAGGCUGCCAUAAGAGCCCAGCAAGACCAGCAGAUUGACAAUGCACUUCUGGCUGAGGGGCGAUUCUACUCUGAUUUGGAGCUCACUGAGAAGGAAAUGGAGCGCAUGGUAAUAGAGGCCUCAAGAGCCGAGUAUCUAGCUGAGGACAAGCUAAAGCAGCAGCAUGGCUUCAGGGAGUCCACUUCCGGGGCUGAACCAUCUUCUUCGGGAGCAACAGGAACAGGCACAUCGCAGGAUGCAUCACAACUGGUAGAGGAAAGGGAGAAGGAGAGCUCAGUUCUUACCAGUAGCAUGCAGAUAAUGCUGUCGAUGGGGUUCAGCUAUCUUCAGGUCAUUGAAGCGUACAGCAUCUUCGGAGACGAUGUUGAUUCCAUGGUUUGUUACCUGCUGGAGAUGGGAGGCAGCAGUGCUUCACCCGGAAGUAGUCGGCGCAAAGGGAAAGCAACCGAGUGAGCUAUGAGAAAUGUUGAAUAGGCUUGUGGGCAUGAUAAAUGUGCAAAGGAGAAGGAACUCUUUGCUUAAGCACUGGACGAUUUGCUAGCAUAAUAAAAGUUGUUUAGUGUUAACCAUUUUAUGGCUGAAGUAUCGUUCGUAAGACUUAUUAUGAUAUUGUUAUUUCAAAGCAUAUGCAGUAUUAUGUAUUUCUUACUCUGAAAGUCAUCAUUUUUAGUCAA